UCUAUUUGAAGCUUGUUUAUUGGUAUUGUUUGUUUGUAUUACUACUUUCACAUGGGAAGUACCAUGGUUGUAAAUAUAGUUUAUAAGAACACGAAUUGUGUUUAAAAUUAUGUAAAGAAAAUUGUUAUAAUAGCCAAUUAAUGUCAGUUGCAACUGUACUCACGCCAUGGCUUUAGACUUCAAAUUCAAAGCUAAGGACCUAGUAGCAGAAGGAAGAGUAAAGCAAGAUGAUAUCGAUAAAAUAAAACAAUUCUUCGAUGAAGUAGAUGAAGAGUGUGUGCCAAAAUCCCUUCCAGAAGAAUUUAUUGCUACCAUUUUAAUAGCGUGCUCUGGUGAUGUAGCUUUAACUAAGAAAACUAUAGUUAGCUAUUUUAGUGUAAAAAAACUUGCACCUUGUAUAUUUGAUAACAGAGAUGUUGAUAAUGAUAAUAUUAAUCUUGCUCAACAAACCACAUGUUUUUCUUCAAUUCGAUGGCCUGAGGAAAAUACAGAAAUUAUAUACGUAAAACUUAGAGAUACAAAUUACAAAAACUGUGAAAUGGAGCCUCAACUUAAACUCAGUAUUAUGAUAAUGGACUUAGUCCAAACCACUAAUCCUCCAGAUAACGUAAUUCUAGUACAAGAUGUAACAGGGAUAGGUCUUAUGCAUUUGACGCGUCUGAAAUUUGAUUCCCUAAAAACUUUUUUCUCCUACAUACAAGAAGGACUACCAGUGAAGUUAAAAACAGUACACUACGUAAAUGCAGGAUACGUUUUAAAUAAAUUUGUCGCUAUUUUUAAGCUUUUUAUGAAACCGGAACUUGUGGAAAAGCUUCAGUUUCAUCAAGGCACAAGACGACUAGCAGAAUUUUUACCUAAAGCUUAUAUUCCAAGUGAUAUGGGUGGAGAUCUCUCUUCAAUGGAGGAUCAUCAUGUUGAUUUGAUGAAAAGACUGAGGGGAAUGAAGACUUAUUGGAACCAGGAGGAAAGCUUGAGAAAAAAAUGUUUUAGCUGUGAUGAAUAAAUAAUUUCUAGUGUAAUCUGACAUACAACCAUAUCUGAACUGUAUGCUUUGUUUCGC
Diabrotica balteata is the source of this 1060-nucleotide messenger RNA. NCBI's taxonomy places the organism in Eukaryota, Metazoa, Arthropoda, Insecta, Coleoptera, Chrysomelidae. The record is from the annotation of a GenBank genome assembly.